UUGCAUGAUUUUGAGACUGAACUUAAUGAAAUUCAAAAGACUGGGAUCGACUCGAACAAAGUAUUAAUGCAGGAUUGGAGUGAUUAUACUCCCGAAACGUUAAGAACUCCUGAAAAAAUUAAAACUGAGCUAUUAUUGUUGGAGUUAAGACAAAAACAGAGUGAAUAUCAAGAAGAGAACAAGGAAAAUUCAGAGGAAAUGUAA
This is a messenger RNA of Parnassius apollo (apollo), 204 nucleotides long. The record is from the annotation of a GenBank genome assembly. NCBI's taxonomy places the organism in Eukaryota, Metazoa, Arthropoda, Insecta, Lepidoptera, Papilionidae.